AUGGGACGGAUUGGAUGGGCUGUUUUGGGUGGCUAUACAUUGGGAAGUCUACGCGGUAUUUUACCAGAAUUGCGGAAUCCUGAUACGAGGCAGUUGCCUUUUAAACCGUUUAUGACGCGUUUGAUGAAUUCCUCAGUAAAACAUGGUAGUGGUUUUGCUCAUCCAGCCGGUUCUAUUGUUUUUAUGUUCUCUGUUGCUGAUAUGAUUUUUGGAAAACUACGUGCGAAAGAUGAUCUUAAUGCUGUUGCUGCUGGUGCUGUUACUGGAGGACUAUUUCGAUGUGCACGUGGCUUACACGCCUCAAUGGUUGGCGCGGGUGUUGGGACAGUCGCAGCUUUUAUUUGGCUCCUGAGUGAUCAAGAUAGUCGAAAUAGGUUAUGGGAAAUGCGAAAAUAUUUAACCGGCAAACAGGGUUAUAGUUACUGACUCGAAUUUUAAUUCCAUUUGUUAGAAUCGACGGUUUGUUUACAAAGUUUUAAUAGUUUGUUCUGCUAUUAAAUAAGUUACUGGCGUAUUGGUAAAACAAUGACCAAAACUUAAUAUACUUUCAAACCUCGAAUUUCUACAAUGUUUGAAAAAUUGAAAAGUUUUGAUCAUUAUUUCAAUUUUGUGUUCCAGAGUAGCUAGUGUUCUUUUUUGAAAUGAAGUAAAUUCUUUUGUACAUGAUCAGUGCUUUAUUGCUUCAUUUUUUCAUGAAAGAACUUUGAUGUUUUUUGUUUAUCUUUUUUUCUUGAUAUUUCCUUGCCAAAAUGUUUUUUUUCUUUGAAAUUACUUUGUGUGGGACAAGUGGACAAGUGGUCAAUCACUCUUCAUAAUAUAACGAUACAGGAUCUCAAUCAUGCUAUAACAUAGUAAGGCAUAGUAUGAUUAUGGGUUUCAUGCUUGAUGGAAGAAGGUCUCUUUGUUUGUUUUAAAUCAUUUUAACUGCAAAGUGGGAAUUCACUACUUUUUCCUUCUACACUGUCUUGAAAAG
Messenger RNA from Loa loa (African eye worm), 973 nucleotides. RefSeq lists its product as hypothetical. The record is from RefSeq and is a predicted model, not a curated record. The transcript has 3 exons. Gene Ontology annotation, cellular component: mitochondrial inner membrane; TIM23 mitochondrial import inner membrane translocase complex. NCBI's taxonomy places the organism in Eukaryota, Metazoa, Nematoda, Chromadorea, Rhabditida, Onchocercidae. Gene Ontology annotation, biological process: protein import into mitochondrial matrix. The coding region runs from base 1 to 426 and encodes 141 amino acids. Gene Ontology annotation, molecular function: transmembrane protein transporter activity.